AUGACGAUGCCGCGUGAAGACCUUGAGAAGGUGAUCGGUGGUGUCUCGCUGAGGGAAGGCUUGUCGAGCGACUUUGAUCGCAAAGUCGAUCGAGAGUUUGAGGAACCAACGGAAAGACCGUCGAUCACCGACGUAGCGGUUCUCCCCAUCGGAAUCAUCCUCGACCUGGCCAUCGUCAUCGCCAUACUGUCAAACCGACGAUUGCACAAUACCGUUUGUUGUUACGUGAUGAGUAUAACGAUAUCGAGUUCGUUUAUGCUCCUGAUUGUUGCCGACGACGUACUCAAAAGUUGGUUCAGCUUCGAAUACGAUCCUAGCUUUUAUUAUUAUUUCAUAAUAGUGAGAAUGAGCCUGCACUCGUCGUCGUUGACUCUGGUGACGUUGACCCUCGACAGAUUCAUCGCAAUCUGUCGCACCGACUCGGAGUGGCACGUGAUCGUUAGCGAAACAAUGACAGCCGUAAAAGCAGUUUUAAUCAUUUGGUGUUACGCUUCGGUCUUAUCGAUACUCGAAAUGAAUCUGUACGAGUAUUUUAUUCACGUUGAUAGUAACAUCGAAGUUGUGUUUUACUGGUCGACCGGGAUGUACGUCAUUUUUCCAACGAUCAUUAUUUUCGGGCUCGAUUUUAUGCUCGGCCUCGAAAUCUUCGGAUAUCGAGAACUCAUCAAAACUAAAUGGAGCCACCAAGAUUUGGAAAGUCUUUUGCUGUUGAUCGGUCUCACGGUCGGAUUUUACGUCACGAUGAUUCCCAAGUGGGUGGCUCAGAUGGUGUUCACCAAGAACCGCGAGAUCUGUUGCUCCCAAACAUCCGUCGACGUGGUUUACCAUCUCCUCAAAUUCUCUGCGCUUACCGUUCCGAUAACUUGCAUCAUUGCGUUAAAAGAUCUCAGAGGUUCGUUGCUGAUAAGAAAAAAAGCACCAACGGUUUCCCCGGAGGCUCGAAACGAGAGAAAAACUCGUUUAUUUUUUAUCAAUAAAACGGAAACCGCAUCGACGUCGUAAGAAAUUUGUUUAAAUGUGCGCAAAAUAA
Venturia canescens is the source of this 1030-nucleotide messenger RNA. RefSeq lists its product as uncharacterized. Bases 1 to 1002 code for a protein of 333 amino acids. Gene Ontology annotation, molecular function: G protein-coupled receptor activity. Gene Ontology annotation, cellular component: plasma membrane. NCBI's taxonomy places the organism in Eukaryota, Metazoa, Arthropoda, Insecta, Hymenoptera, Ichneumonidae. Gene Ontology annotation, biological process: G protein-coupled receptor signaling pathway. The record is from RefSeq and is a predicted model, not a curated record. The transcript is spliced from 2 exons.